Molecule: messenger RNA, 2337 nt
Organism: Salvia hispanica
Lineage: Eukaryota; Viridiplantae; Streptophyta; Magnoliopsida; Lamiales; Lamiaceae
Source: RefSeq, a predicted model, not a curated record
UCUUCUUCCUCAAAAAUCCCUCCUUGGCUCGCCAGUCGCAAUAGAUUAUGAAACAUUCCAAUCAUCUCUCCAGCAUCCACAAUAGCGGACGUCCGUCCGUCCGGGACGUCCGCUAUUGCGACGGACACGGACGUCAGGGGCGGACGAGAAGGGUUCAUUCUUCCCCAAUUUCAUUUUCAUUCUUCCCCAAUUUCAUUUCCCUCUCAACACCUUCAGCGGCGGCACCAUCUCCCACCACUCCCAAACCGGGAAAUCAAAGUUUAGAAACUCGUCCUCAACAUCACAGUCGGCGAGACCGGAGCUGCUAAGGUACAGCGUCGCCACCGUAUUUUCGUCGCCAAACCCCUGUUUUCUCCAAGGAUAUAAUGAAUCACCAUAGCGACAGCGAUAGCAAUUCCCCGAACACUGCCAAAUCAAAGUAUCCCAGCGGCAGGGCGCAGUUUCCCGGCGGAUUGUCCCAGUCCAAGUUUGGAGGUGGCGGCGGGUCUCAGUUCCCUAGCGCCGGAGGGGGAAAUGUCGGCGGCAGAAACGCUGGCGGCGAGUACGGCAUGGGAGGCGGCGGUGGUUUUGGCGGGUUCCCCGGCGGGAACCAAUUCCCUGGGGGGUUUCCUUCAUUUCCCGGGGGCUACAUUCCGGUCUCGUGGCCGUACUCUCCGUUCCAAGGCGGAGGUGGUAGAUUCGGAGAGACAAACGCCGGCGGCGGGUUUGGCAUGGGAGGCAGCAGCGGUUUUGGCGGGUUUCCCGGCGGGAACCAAUACCCUGGGGGGUUUCCUUCAUUCCUCGGCGGCUACAUUCCGGUCCCGUGGCCGUACUCUCCGUUCCAAGGGGGAGGUGGCGGGUUCCCUUCCUUCGGCAGUGCCAACGCCGGUGCUGGCAGAAUGGUAACCCCCCAAACGCCGUUUGGGGUCAAUGUCUAUCGGCCCAACAUGGACAUAAUGGAUUUAGGUAUUUCUCCGUGCAGGGUAGAGAAUCCUCAGCCGAAGGAGAAGGGGACUGGAACGGGCGGGUGUAGGGGGAGGGAGAAGGGGAAGGGAGUUGCCGGCGAGUCGUCACAGGCUGCGGGUCAACCUAAGAGGAAGGUCUACACCCCUGAGGAGUCCACUGCUCUUGCGAAGUGUUGGGUCUCUGUCGUGGAGGAUAUGUUGAAUAAUCCGACACGGGAUGGGUUGUGGAAUCGUAUCUGCAAGAGGUACGAAGUAAUAAAGCCGCAGGGUGCGAAGUACCACAGCCCCGAAGAACUCCGGAAGAAAUGGGGUCGACUAAAGACCUGUGUCUCCAGAUUCUGCGACAUCUACGAGAACAACACCCGUUCGAUGACCAACGGCAGGACCAUGGACGACGUCAGAGAAUUGUUGAUAAGGCAGUACGGCCACGCCCAAUGUGGGCUUUAUUCGCCUUUUAAGUACUGGGAUGCCUUUCUGGUCCUGAAGGAUUCCCCCAAAUUUCAGGAGGGGAGGGCUGCGGGCUUCUCGAAGCGGAUGAGGCUCGGUGUCUCCGGCAACUACAAAAGCAGCGGCGCUUCCAUUGACCUCGAGGACGAUGUCGAUGUGGAGCCUUACCCAGUUCCCCGCUGCCGGCGUCCAAUGGACCAGAAAACAGCGAUGCGGAUGUCGAGAAGAGCUUCAAGCCGGUGCUCGGAAGUCCAGUCUACAGCUCCCAGUUCGAAGUUAACCAAUGCCGUUCGUAUCAAGCACCUGUUUGACUUCAUCAUGCAGUGGAACCAAGCAACCGAUCCCAAAUUCAAGAAAUAUCUGGAGAGCGUUAUCAAGCAGAUGAAGCGCAAUUUGGGGAUGAGUGUCGACGACGAUGAGCCCGUAGCCGGGGAUGCCGCUGGGGAUGGUGGAGAGGACUCCGACGAGUGAGCCGGGCCGCGUGUUCAAGCUUGAAGAUGGAAGUUUUUAUUUAUUUAUUUUCGUAGACGCUUUUUUUAAUUGUAGUACUAUGUUUUUAUUUUAUUUAAUUUAAUUAUGUUUGAACUUUCUCCAUUUUUUGUCCAAUUUAAUUUUGUAAAAGUCAUUUUAUAUUUGCUGGGCUAGGCUGUGUGAAGGACAUGAUGAGAUGGCAGGAGGAGUUUUAGGCCGGACUAUUUCUAUGCGGUGGCUGGAACAAUCCUAAUGUGGAUACUUAGUGAAUCACUCAAAGUGGCUCAACACGUGGGCUGCCUAGGUGAAAGCUGUGAGCUUUGUUGCUAGACUGGUUUGAAAUUUGUAGGAAAAUUGAUUAUUUCAGGGAAAUGAGAAUGACUCGGUCCCUCACUUUAGAAAAACUAAAUUACAAAAUCAAAUGUGAAAAAAGGUUGAAAAUUGAACAUCUGAUAUACAAGUGGCAGUUUGUUUC